Messenger RNA from Mesorhabditis belari, 432 nucleotides. The record is from the annotation of a GenBank genome assembly. Lineage: Eukaryota; Metazoa; Nematoda; Chromadorea; Rhabditida; Rhabditidae.
AUGCAAUUUUUCGGAUUAGCGUUGUUUCUUCUCACUUUCUUCCCUCAAACACACGCCUGGUGUGACAUUGGACAAGUGGACACAAUAGUUUUAUGCUACGAUGCCUACAUGCAAGCAUUUGGUCUACCAAGUUUACUGAAUGCUGCUUUCUUUCCGCCAUACCUAUUCGUUGAUCAAGCUCGACGAGAAUAUUUAACUAAAGGAGGUCCAGAUUAUCUGGCCAAAGUUUGCAGUGCAAAUACCGAUCUCUACAAUUGCAUGAUUGGAGUUGUCCAAAAAGACUGUAUGGAAAUGAGUGUGAUCGAUGGAGCUGAGUAUUGGAUGGAUAUGUAUGCCUCAUAUUAUCAAUGCACAAAAGGAUAUGCAAUUUGGGAAAAAGAUUUUGCUUGUAUCAAUGAUGCUCGCGACAAAAAUUUGAACGAUUUGAGGGUU